AUGCAAAAAGGUUUUCAGGGAGCAUUCCAUCCACUCGAGCUUCAAGAAAUGGGAGAACAACAGCUCGAUUGUGCCCUCGACUUGAUGAGAAGACUUCCACCUCAACAUUGCGACAAAAAUUUGACCGAUCUCAUCGACUUAUGUCCACAUCUCGUGGACGAUCUUUUGAGCACCAUCGAUCAACCUCUGAAAAUCGCCGCAGAUCGUGAAACCGGCAAGCAAUAUUUGCUCUGUGAUUACAAUCGUGACGGCGAUAGCUAUAGAUCGCCAUGGAGUAAUACAUACGAUCCACCACUCGAGGAUGGGCAGUUGCCAUCAGAGAAACGCAGGAAAAUGGAAAUUGAAGCCAAUGCUGCAUUUGAGUCAUACCGUGACCUAUACUUCGAGGGUGGAGUAUCUUCCGUUUAUUUCUGGGAUUUGGAUAAUGGCGGAUUCGCUGGUAUCGUGCUAAUUAAGAAAGAAGGAGAUGGCGCCAAGAACAUAACUGGAUGCUGGGAUUCCAUUCAUGUUAUUGAAAUUACCGAAAGAGCUCGUCAAGCCCACUACAAGCUUACUUCCACCAUCAUGUUGUGGCUGCAGACCAAUAAGAGCGUUAGUGGAGUUAUGAACCUCGGAGGAUCACUCACCAGACAGCACGAAAUGGAUGCUCCAAUCAAUGAUCAGAACACUCACUUGGCCAAUAUGGGACGUAUGAUCGAGGAUCAAGAGUCGAAGAUGCGCUUGACAAUCAAUGAGAUAUACUUUGGAAAGACGAAAAAGGUGAUGUCGGAUCUCCGUUCAUCAGAGAAGCAGAGCGAGCUCGAGAAACAAGAUGAGAUUGUUCGUGAAAUUUCCAAUGCCGUUGCCAGCCGUGGAACCAAUUAA
This is a messenger RNA of Caenorhabditis remanei, 864 nucleotides long. RefSeq lists its product as uncharacterized. The transcript has 8 exons. Gene Ontology annotation, cellular component: cytoplasm; F-actin capping protein complex. Gene Ontology annotation, molecular function: actin filament binding. The record is from RefSeq and is a predicted model, not a curated record. Gene Ontology annotation, biological process: barbed-end actin filament capping; negative regulation of filopodium assembly; regulation of lamellipodium assembly. Bases 1 to 864 code for a protein of 287 amino acids. NCBI's taxonomy places the organism in Eukaryota, Metazoa, Nematoda, Chromadorea, Rhabditida, Rhabditidae.